UUGCAGAAGAACGUGGAUUUCCCGGGAUGGUUGGAAGCAUCGACUGUAUGCAUUGGGUUUGGAAGAGUUGCCCAGCAGCUUGGAAAGGCAUGUAUACACGAGGAUCCGGCAAACCAACAAUUGUUUUAGAGGCGGUCGCGUCAUAUGAUCUCUGGAUAUGGCACGCCUUUUUUGGAUCUCCAGACAGUAUUUAUCCGAAAUGGUCAACGUUUAUUCAAUCCAUACCACUACCACAGACUCCAAAAGCAUCUUUAUUUGCUGAGCGCCAAGAAAGUGCCCGAAAAGAUGUUGAGCGUGCGUUCGGUGUCCUACAAGCUAGAUUCGCAGUCAUUAAAAAUCCAUGUUUUUUAUGGGAUAAAGACCAAGUGGGAUUGAUUAUGAGGGCGUGUAUCAUACUCCACAAUAUGAUUGUUGAAAAUGAACGAGAUGGAUACAGUCAAGCUGAGGUUUCUGAUUUCCCACAAGCAGAGGGUGUGGAUCUUUCAUAUUCUAUCAAUAUGAAUUCAAAUAUUAGCAACGUGUUGAAUGGUCAAAUAAUAAUCCGUGAUAGAGAAGUGCAUGACCAAUUGAAACUUGAUUUAGUUGAAUAUUUAUAGACUAAAUUUGGAUAUUAAAUAUGUUUCAUGUUUUAAUUAAAUAUGUUUCUAUGUUUUAU
Messenger RNA from Camelina sativa (false flax), 655 nucleotides. RefSeq lists its product as uncharacterized. The record is from RefSeq and is a predicted model, not a curated record. Lineage: Eukaryota; Viridiplantae; Streptophyta; Magnoliopsida; Brassicales; Brassicaceae.